Molecule: messenger RNA, 954 nt
Organism: Ananas comosus (pineapple)
Lineage: Eukaryota; Viridiplantae; Streptophyta; Magnoliopsida; Poales; Bromeliaceae
Product: isopentenyl-diphosphate Delta-isomerase I-like
Exons: 3
Coding region: 376-675 (99 amino acids)
Biological process (GO): isopentenyl diphosphate biosynthetic process
Cellular component (GO): cytoplasm
Molecular function (GO): isopentenyl-diphosphate delta-isomerase activity
Source: RefSeq, a predicted model, not a curated record
GCAAAAAUAUAUGAUGACCUGAACUGCUGUGUGAAUUCAUCUUUCAACUAACAAGGCAAUGUUGUGCUGCUUGUUUUCGCUAAUAGCUCGUCACACGUUUCAUCCUGUAUGAAUUCGGCUUUCAACUAACAUGGCAAUGUAGGACUGCUUGUUUUCACUAACAGCUUGCUCGUUUUAUAGCAAAGGUCUGCAACAAAGGUGACAUUUCCCCUAGUUUGGACAAAUACCUGCUGCAGCCACCCUCUUUACCGCGAGUCUGAGCUUAUAGAAGAGAAUUAUCUUGGAGUGAGGAAUGCCGCACAGCGGAAGCUGUUGGAUGAGCUGGGCAUUCCUUCUGAAGACCUGCCUAUUGAGCAGUUCAUUCCUCUUGGCCGAAUGCUUUAUAAGGCUCCAUCAGAUGGAAAAUGGGGGGAGCAUGAGCUUGACUAUCUGCUCUUCACCAUCCGGGAUGUGAAGCUGCUCCCAAAUCCUGAUGAAGUAGCUGACGUCAAGUAUGUUAAUCGGGAUCAGCUGAAGGAGCUUCUGCAAAAGGCAGAUGCUGGGGAAGAUGGGGUGAAGCUGUCCCCGUGGUUCAGGCUGGUUGUUGACAACUUCCUAAUGAAUUGGUGGGACCACGUUGAGAAAGGGACUCUCCGCGAGGCAGCAGACAUGAAGACCAUCUAUAAGCUGAAAUAGAACCUGUCGCCAGUCCUUAUUAUCUGGUUUUGCAUGAAACAGUUUUGAUUAAUGUUUUCUCCAAAUAAAGUACCUCUACCCGCUGGCAGGAUAUUUGAGCUUAAACUGUGAUGCAAAGCUUUUCAAUUGGCAAUUUUGUUCUUGAAUGAAACUUACAUUGAUUUGAACAUGAUCUUUUCUUUUUUCCCCUUGUGAAAGCCUUGUUUAGGAGAGAGAACUAGAAGCUUAAUCAAUCAGAGCAUCUAGCAGAAUAAAUACAAGCUACUAAUAAGACUUUUA